Spinacia oleracea (spinach) is the source of this 680-nucleotide messenger RNA. Its product is annotated as NADH-ubiquinone oxidoreductase 20.9 kDa subunit. Gene Ontology annotation, cellular component: respiratory chain complex I. The record is from RefSeq and is a predicted model, not a curated record. Lineage: Eukaryota; Viridiplantae; Streptophyta; Magnoliopsida; Caryophyllales; Amaranthaceae. The transcript is spliced from 2 exons. Bases 162 to 476 code for a protein of 104 amino acids.
GCGAUUGCCAAAUUAAAAUGUUGGAGUUAGAAAAUCAAUUCCUCCUCUUUCCUCCAAAAUAAAAAGAAAAAAAGAAAUAGAUAUUGAAUCGACUUUUACAGAAGAGAGAGAAACAAAUCCCUGUCACCGGAGCUCCGAUUACCGAUAACAGGAGAGAGAAAAUGAACACCGACAUCACUGCAUCAACAAAGCCCGAAUACACGGUAAUCGAUCGGAACCCACUUUUCACCAAAGUCGUCGGCAAUUUCAGCUCCCUCGAUUACCUCCGUUUUGUCACUAUAACCGGCGUUUCUGUCACCGUCGGCUACUUAUCCGGGAUUAAGCCUGGGAUUAAAGGUCCUUCAAUGGUGACGGGCGGGCUAAUCGGGGUUCUGGGAGGGUUCAUGUAUGCUUACCAGAACUCUGCUGGCAGACUCAUGGGUUUCUUUCCUAAUGAUGAUGAGGUAGUUAAGUACAAGAAGAAGCUUAAUCAGUAAUUUUAUUUUAAUGAAAUGGGAAAUUUGUUGAUUUUGUGGAACAUUGUGUUCAGUUUUUUAGAGGGAUGUUUGCUUUGAUUUUGCAAUGAAAUCAAUUUCAAUAAUAGUUAUUUUGGGAAUUAAUUGAAUUAAUGCUCCCAAUUGUUGUCAUUCUGCAAACCCUUGCUCAUUUGAAUUAAUGCUGAGAUGGUUUAUUAUUUUUUA